Messenger RNA from Nicrophorus vespilloides, 1198 nucleotides. RefSeq names its product ubiquitin-conjugating enzyme E2-17 kDa (gene Ubc6). Gene Ontology annotation, biological process: protein polyubiquitination; DNA repair; proteasome-mediated ubiquitin-dependent protein catabolic process. The coding region runs from base 238 to 693 and encodes 151 amino acids. The transcript has 3 exons. Gene Ontology annotation, cellular component: HULC complex. Gene Ontology annotation, molecular function: ubiquitin conjugating enzyme activity. The record is from RefSeq and is a predicted model, not a curated record. NCBI's taxonomy places the organism in Eukaryota, Metazoa, Arthropoda, Insecta, Coleoptera, Silphidae.
UAUAUAUAUACAUAUAUAAAGCAGCGCGACUGCACUUUGUGUGUGUGCGUGUGUAUGUGAGAGUUGCUGCUGCUGUCAGAAUAUUCUGUUCGUCCCAAGAACUCGACUCCCCAAUUGGAAACCGAUCGCGCGGCGCGACGAUCUUGCGAGAAGUGAAGAGAGCAGCAACAACAUUAGUAGUAGUAGUAGCAGCAGCAGCAGUCCCCCAGGAGAACCCCUUCAGGAGAGAGCAGCACAAUGUCCACGCCAGCCAGGAGACGUCUCAUGCGCGAUUUCAAACGGUUGCAGGAGGAUCCCCCAACCGGAGUCUCGGGCGCUCCCACCGACAAUAACAUCAUGAUCUGGAAUGCUGUGAUCUUCGGGCCCCAUGACACCCCCUUCGAGGAUGGCACCUUCAAACUGACCAUCGAAUUCACGGAGGAGUACCCCAACAAACCGCCGACGGUGCGUUUCGUCAGUCACAUGUUCCACCCCAACGUAUACGCGGACGGCGGAAUCUGCUUGGAUAUUCUGCAGAACCGAUGGAGCCCUACUUACGACGUCUCCGCGAUCUUAACUUCUAUUCAAUCUCUAUUAAGUGACCCAAACCCGAACUCACCAGCAAACUCAAUGGCUGCUCAGCUUUACAAAGAGAACAGGAGGGAGUACGAGAAGCGAGUGAAGGCUUGUGUGGAGCAGAGCUUCAUCGAUUAGCCAUCUCCAGAGACAGCAGAAACAACAACAGUUUAAUUAUUAUUAUUAAUAUUAAUACCUCUAAAUUAUCGCUGAACGACAAAACAAAAAAAAAUCUCUCCUAUAAGAACCAGACGCCCCCGCCCCCCAUCUCCAUGAAACCUCUUCCUCAAUGAAAUCCUUCCCCCAAAGAUUAAUUGAUCCUCCACAAUCUCAGAAGCCUGGGACAUCCGCUGCAUGCCUCCUGGUAAUAAUUAUUUGUUCUUUUCAAAAAAAGAUUGGAAAAGCAGCCGAAUUGGCUCUAAACAAAACUGAUGAUGAAGAUAUAAACGGUUGGGCAGACUUCACAUAUAUAUAAAUACAUAUAUAUUAUUUUUUAAGGGAUAAAAUUCUGUUAAUCGAUCUUAUAUAUAUUUUUAAUUUUAAUUUAUCGUACGCUAUUAUCGAGACGCUUUAAUCAACAACCACCCUCCCCCCACAACAUACUUUACCAGUCCUCCCACCCUCGUUCAAUUAAAAGAAAAAA